Austrofundulus limnaeus is the source of this 3863-nucleotide messenger RNA. RefSeq names its product cytokine receptor family, class I receptor 4 (gene crfa4). Gene Ontology annotation, biological process: cytokine-mediated signaling pathway. Gene Ontology annotation, cellular component: external side of plasma membrane. Gene Ontology annotation, molecular function: protein binding; cytokine receptor activity. The record is from RefSeq and is a predicted model, not a curated record. Lineage: Eukaryota; Metazoa; Chordata; Actinopteri; Cyprinodontiformes; Rivulidae.
GUUUGGCAGACACGGUCAGGAUGUUGUGGUUGCUGUUCUGUCUGCUUCCUCUGGGGGGCAGCCACCGCAUCAGUGCCCAGGAGGUCAAUCAUAAAGGAAGUCAUGAUCACGAGGAGAUGUCUGCUGUGAAUUCAAGACCUCAGAUUUAUAACUGCCGCUCAUCGAACAUGGAGGACUUCACCUGCAGGUGGCAUCCGCUCAGCAACCUGACAGGUGACAACGAGGUCACCUACGUCCUCAUCUACUCCAAGGAAAAGGGGCCCAAAAAGGAGUGUCCGGAUUACGUUUCUGCCGGCCCGAACAGCUGCCACUUCAACAAGCACCACACAGCCGUCUGGCAGAUCUACUGCAUGAAUGUAACAGCCAUCACCGCCCACAGGAACUACACCUCCCCGCAGUACUGCGUGGACGUGGCCGACAUUGUGGAGACCGAAGCUCCAGUCAACCUGACCUACGAGCUGACAGACGCUGGCGGUGAUGAGAUGGGCCACAGUGUGCUGCUAUCCUGGACGUACCCAGUGCCUGAGGUCCAGCAGAGCGGCUGGAUCACCCUGGAGUAUGAGCUGCAGUACAGACGGCUCACCGAGUCCGACAACUGGAAGGUAAAGUUCUGGUUCUGGUGCUGGUGGUGGCAGUCGGUGUCGUAGCUCUGCUGGUCAUCGUCUUCGGCAUUUUCCCGCAGAGUAGGAGAAUAAAAGAAUAUUUCCUGCCACCUAUUCCCAAACCACGAAUCAUCGGCAUUGAUCCGCUGCUCCUAAAGAAGGGGAACCUGGAAGAAAUCAACCAUCACUUCAGUAACUUCCACAGCUACAGACCUCCAAGUUACUCUGUUGAAGUCUGGGACCAGGUCAGUGCCGACGGCAUCUACCUAACCUCUCCGAAGGACUGCAGGACCCCUGCAGAUGUCUCAGUUAGGGAGAGGGAGUCGCCCGGCGCUGUCCAGCAUCAGUUCUCCAUUCAGAACCCAUUGUUGUACAUUCAGAGUGUACCACCUUACUGCUCACCACCUCCUGAAGUCUUUGCUCCGCUGCUGGGUACUGCUUCUCUAUGGCAGAGGUCUGAUGUAUUGUCUGUGCCAGGGACAGACUACAGCAUGAUGGAGCAGCCUGGGGUCACCACAAACAAUACCCCCAGUCUUCACCCGACCAGCAACCCACCACAGGAUUUCUACACCUGUGUCCACCUCAUGAAGGAAAAUGGUGAGGUGCACCUGGUGCCAUGUUUCUCAUCACCUUACUGCCGAGACCUCCCACCUUUCCAAACUUCAGGAGCAGCUGAGACAGAAGAAGAGGAGAACAAAAAGAAGAGGCUCGUUGAGUAUCAGGCGAGCAUGAGCACGAUGGAAGAAGGCAGUGAGAGUGAGAGGAGCGAAGCUGCCACCCCCCUGCUACCUGUCUCUGUCCAUGAUACAGACUGAAACACGUCUAGAAUAUGGAGCCUGUCGCAAAAAAGAAUCUGCUUUGAUUCCGUUCCUGCUGUCUCCUCAAUUUUACAACAAGCUCAUCUGCACAACUUUUAAAAAAGAGAUUUUGAACUUUUGAAGAUUUGGAAAACAGUCAAGUUUAUAUAAACAUAAAUAACACUACUGUGGAUGCGUCAGAGAUUAUAUUACAAACAAGUAAAAAAAAAAAUCAGAAGAUGAAGUUAGCUUGUUCUUUGUUCUGUAUCAGGUCACCACUGAGAUUUAUUUUGACUUUGAGGGUCCAGAAUUGUCACACUUAAAGUGUUAAAUGUAGAAAUUGACAUUUUCAGAAACAAAAAGCUUGACAAGCACUUCAUCCUGACGGUGCUCAAAGUGGGCCGGUACCAGUACUUUUAAAUGUUUCUCCUUAUCGUACCGUUGACGUUUAUAGCGCACUGCCACUUCCCAUAAACAUGCUUAUCAACUGUAAGCAGAAAGUCAUGACACAAUCAGUACUGCUUCUGAUUGGCCCAGAUUUAGUAAAUCAAAUGACACAUGACUCACGAGGAGCAAUGAUUGAUUACAGGUUAAGAAGGAACCAAUCGAAGGCACAGCUAUUAGAUGGUAAAUGGUUUUUAUGGUUUAAAUGGUCCCUACGGACUCAAACGCUUUACUCUCGAAUCAUUCACUCAUUCAUACACACAUUUACACACUGAUGGUAGUGAGUCACACUGACAGAGGCGGCCAUGUACCGGCGCCACUGGACCCUCUGACCACCAGCAGGCAAAGAGGGUGUGGUGUCUUACCAAAGGACUCGAUGGAUGAAACAGAGGACCAAACUGGCAACUCAUCAUUUACAAGAAGACUCCCCUAACCACUCCGUCACAGCUGGUACUUCCAUUCCAUUAUCUUUUACCCGCUUCUUCCUUUCAGGGUCAUGGGGGUCACUGUAUGAGGGGCGGGGUACACCCUGGACAGGUUGCAAGUCCAUGACAGCUGGUACUGAGGUCCAUAUAUACAGUCUGUGAGAAGAUGAGUUUUGUUUUGUUAGCAGUAAAACCAGAUGAGGAUGCUUAGCAGAAUAGUGGAGCAACACAUGCAGAUAUUUAGAUUCUGUGUUCCUACUUUUUUUGGGAACAACCUCUCCACUUUGACUGGAAGUGAAUGAAAUCCUGAACUGUUGAUGUGUUUGCUAAGAAAAAUGCUUCAAGUAUGACUAUAGUGGCCCUCUGGAGCCUUUAAGUGCCUAAAGAUUAUAGUAUAUGAUUAUUUAUUGUCACUACUGAUCAGUUAUCUCCAGUGCUAUCUACAACCCAAAUUUCAAAAAGAUUGGUUCAUUUGCAAACAAAAACAGAAUGCAAUAAUUUGUAAAACCUCAACAUAUUUUAUUUAAAAUAAAGCAUAGUAAACAUGUCAAAUGUUGAAACUAAAAAAUUGCACCAAUUUUGAGGAAAAAAUAAAAUGAAUUUGAGUUUGAUUGUUGUUGUAGAGGAAUGUAUUCCCAUGUCUUGUCCAAUGGAAGGUUCUAGUUGGCUCUUUUUUGCUGAAAUUUUUACAGGAUGGUAGCAUAAUAUAGUUGAAGAUACUUGUUGCACUGAUGGUGCCGCUCCAGAUGUGUAUGUUGUCCAUUCCAGGGGAACUAAUGCACCUCUAGAGACAGGCUUUUGAUCAGUGCACUAACAGGACUUAUGGUUUGCACCUCUUCGAUAGAGAGACGUGGAGUUUGUGUUUCUCAAAAAAAAUUCUAAUUUGUCUUCAUCUGACAACAAAGUCGUUUUCUACUUUGGUCCAGUCCAAUUUAAAUGAGCUUUGGUCCAGAGAAGAUGGCAGAGUUUCUAGAUGGAGUUCACAUCAAGUGUUACAUGCAGUGAUGUCCUGAACAGAAUCAGUAACAGGAUCAGCRGCUCCUGAGGGCCCAAAGAGCACAUUUAAUCAGCACUGACUUUCAGCGUUGUCAUUUGAGCUCAGAUAUUUCUCUACAUCCUUAAAAUCGUUUGAUGAUAUGAGUUUUAGUUGAUGGGAUUUUUAAAAUCUUCACAAUUUUUCAUUGAGGAACAUUAUUCUGAAAUUGUUCCAUUUUUAUUAGACAGUGGCUGUGUCUCAAUUAAUGGGUUGCAGCCGCUUACGUCACUGUCUCGCGCUGCAGGUUGACUCAAUUCAUAGGCGCCUAUCAUGUGACCGACAUAUACAGCUGACAGAAACCCCAAAAACGUAGGCCGCAUCUGAGUAUCGACGAUAUCCCACAGUUGAUUGCACCGUCAGCAAAUUAAACAGAAAAAUAAAGGCGGCUGAGUUAUUUUAUUUUAUUUUACAGUAUAGUUUUUUAUAAGGCAGAGUUUGGAAAUUGCUCAUGGACCGAAGAAUGUAAGUGUAGAGUAAGUUAAGCAACUUAGCUGAAGAAACUUGUUGCAAUGAGAUGUUAGAUAAAAUGCAGUUACAAGUACUGAAAUUAUUCAUUCAU